Messenger RNA from Hyaena hyaena (striped hyena), 300 nucleotides. Its product is annotated as enhancer of rudimentary homolog. The record is from RefSeq and is a predicted model, not a curated record. NCBI's taxonomy places the organism in Eukaryota, Metazoa, Chordata, Mammalia, Carnivora, Hyaenidae.
AUGUCUUGCACCAUUUUGAUGGUGCAGUCUACCAAGAGGCCAGAAGGCAGAACUUACUAUUAAUCUGUGAAUGAGUGCACGGAAGGCGUCUGUAAAAUGAAUGAAUCUGAAGAGAAGAGAAGGAAUCCCAACAGCCCCUCUAUCACGUAUGAUAUCAGUCAGUUGUUUGAUUUUGUCGAUGAUCCGGCAGACCUCAGCUGCCUUGUUUACCAAGCUGAUACCCACACAUACCAGCCAUAUAACAAAGACUGGAUUAAAGAGAAGAUCUAUGUGCUCCUUCCUCAGCAGGCCGGGAAAUAG